ACAGCACGGGCUUCACACUAUGUGCUGGUCUGAUCUGCCGGCCGAUCUGAUAUCGGCAAUCGCCGACAGGAUGACCGAGCACGCGGACCUUGCGCGCUUCCGCUCGGUGUGCCCAUCGUGGCGCUCAGCCUCGGCGGCGCACGCCGCCCGUCGCCGCGUACCGCUGCUUCUAGUGCCAAGCCAGGACUACUCCCGCGUCAAACGCCGUCUCUGGUCCCUCGCCGACGACAGCAUUACCGAGAUCCCCGUGCCCACCGCGCGCGGCCGCUCGUUCCUCUUCGCCUCGCCGCGCGGCUGGACGCUCGGCGUGGCCAACGACCUCGCGGCCACGCUGCUGCACCCCUUCACCGGCGCGUCGGAGAGCCUGCCGACCCUGCCGCCGUCGUUCCACGACGGCGACCAGAGGAUCCUCCGUGACACGGUGUGGGAUCGGUCGCCAGACGCCGUCGUGGUCUCGUCGGGAAAGGGCGCGUUCUUCUGCCGACUGCGGCCGGUGGGUGACCCCGGAUCGUGGAGCCCGGUGGCGGGAUUAUGCUCCCUGCAGGGCGCGGAUCGUGUCACCAGCAUCACCUACUGCGACGACGGCACGUUCUACCUCCUGGACAAGCGAGCGGGCAAGGUGACGGCCGUGGACAGCGCAACCUUCGGCGUGGUCGCGGCCAUCGAGCCACCGGAUCUGGCGAUGCCCAACUCCUGGCUCAUACCCGAGUCUACGCUCAUUGCGUCGUCCGCGGAGCUACUUCUGAUCGUCAGGACGCAGCUCGUGUACCAAGGACAUUCUGGUUCUGAGGGCCUCUUCAAGGUCUUCCGCGCGGAGAGCCGGAGCCUGGAGGCCGGGUGGUCGGAGGUCGCCGGCGACAUUGGCGACCGCGCCGUGUUCGUGGACCACCUCCGGGGGUUCUGCGUCGAGGCCAACGGGGUGAACGGGGUGCGGAGGAACUGCGUGUACGUGGCGAGCUCGUACGAGGAGGUGGACGACGGCUACCUUUUUGGGUGGGUCGUCUUUGGGAGGUACACCGUCUCCGUGCUCGACCUCGCCAACCUUACCACCCAGAAUCUAUCGCGCGGGAGCCUGCUCAAAUGCAGGUGCGGUAGAUUCUGGCAGUGGCCUUCCUGGUGCAUGCCGAAUCUGCACUGAGCCGGGCCUUUUUUUUUUUUUUUUACUUUUUAGCUUUGGCUGAUAAGCCAAAACAAUACCUAAGUAGGUGUUUUUUUGGCUUUGGCUUCCAAAAUCCAAAAGCUAAAGCCAAAAAGCCAAAAAAAAGUCCAAACGAAAAGACCCAUGGAUCUACAUUUCGGUUGUAGUUGUUGCAACCCAAUUUUAUAAGUCACAAUUUCAAGUUUCCAAAAAAUGUAAAACAAAUAAUGGAUCUAUAUUGUGUUAUAUCUUGUGCAUACAUAAAGUUUCAUCCAAAAAUACGACAAUAUGUGACCUACGCAAAAAAAGAACAUAUGGUCAUACUUUAACACAAAAUUUUGCAGGUUCAAAAUAUAUAGCAUAACCAAAGUCCAUGAUUUAUUUCACAAUUUUUCA
Lolium perenne is the source of this 1534-nucleotide messenger RNA. Its product is annotated as putative F-box protein At4g22660. Gene Ontology annotation, molecular function: protein binding. Lineage: Eukaryota; Viridiplantae; Streptophyta; Magnoliopsida; Poales; Poaceae. The record is from RefSeq and is a predicted model, not a curated record.